AUGUAAAUAACAAAUCCAACUUCUAAAGCAAUUUAAACAAAUUUGGAACCAAAUAAUUCAGAAAAUUAAAAUAUUGAGUUCAUUUGUCAAGAAUUAAAAAAUAUUUGCACUGUUUCUUAUCAACUUAUCUAUCCUAAAAUCUCAUAGAAACCCAUUAAAAAGAAGAAAAUAAUAAAAAAAAAGAAUAAAAAUGACAUUUCUAAAUAAGAAAUAGGAGAGGAGUAAAAUAAUUAGUCUAUUACCAAUUGUUUACUUGAUACCUAAGAAGAAUUAAAAUGUAAGAUAGUCCUCAUAGAUGAUCUUUAACAAAAAUUACUGUUCUUAAAAAUGAUGAUAUCCAAAAUGUGA
This is a messenger RNA of Paramecium primaurelia, 348 nucleotides long. Lineage: Eukaryota; Ciliophora; Oligohymenophorea; Peniculida; Parameciidae. The record is from the annotation of a GenBank genome assembly.